UUAUAGGAGAUAAUAGUGGAUGAGCAAAUAUCUUUGACAUGGUCCAUGGAAAGCCAAAUUAUCUGGACAUAUCACAGGAGUGCUGUCUCCUCCAGUAUCCAGAAAUUUGUGAUUGCAUAGAAACUGAACUAGAAUGUGUAGAUGUUAAUUUAAAAUCUGUUCCACUUGUUUCAAGCAAUGUAACCCUACUGUAAGUAAACCUCAAUAUUGUACAUGCAUAAAUACAACUUCCUGCCUUUCUUUUCCUCUCUGAAAUAAAAGUGCUAUUUCUGCAACAUAAUUGCAUUCAAACUAUUUCAAGGAAAGCAUUUUUUGGAUUAUACAAACUUCAGAUAUUAUAUCUCAGUCAUAAUUGUAUCACCAGUCUGAGACCUGGGAUAUUCAGAGACAAAUUGAAAUGGCUAAUUCUAGAUGGUAACCCAAUAGCGAAAAUUUCACAGCAGUUAUUUACUGGGCUAAAGUCUUUGUUUUUUAUGUAAUGUCUUCCUUUUAUGAUAAACAACUCACUUGAGGCCCUUCCCAGGAAAAUGUGUACUGAAAUGCCUUUUAUUAACUGGAUGGAUUUUGAAGGCAAUCGUAUCAAGACCUUAACUAAUACCACCUUCCUGGAAUGUGAUGCACUCACAGUACUUUUUCUUCGUGGAAAUCAAAUUUGUUUUGUGCCUGAAAAGACAUUUUCUUCAUUAAGAGAUCUGGGAGAACUGGACCUCUCCAACAACUUAAUUACAGAAUUACCACAUUAUAUUUUUGAAGAUCUGAAACAUUUACAAAAACUUAACUUGUCUUGCACACUAUCUCAGCUGUAUGGGGAUCAGUUUGACAGUCUUCAACAACUUGAGUCUUUAGACCUGGAAACUAUAGAGAUUCCAAAUAUAAAUUCAAGAAUGUUUCAGCCCCUGAAGAACCUUUCCUACAUCUAUUUCAAAAAUUUUCCGUAUUGUUCCUAUGCACUCCAUGUGCAAAUGUGCACACCAUUAACAGAUGGGAUUUCAUCAUUUGAGAACCUCUUGGCUAAUGUUCUUAGAGUAUUUGUCUGGGUCAUAGCUUGUGUUACCUGUUUUGGAAAUCUUUUUGUCAUUGGAAUGAGAUCAUUUAUCAGUGCUGAAAACAAGACGCACACCACGUCUAUCAAAAUGUUGUGUUGUACUGAUUGUCUGAUGGGAGUGUACUUCUUCUCCAUUGAAGUCUUUGACAUUAAAUACUGUGGACAAUAUAAAAUAUAUGCUGUGCUGUGGAUGGACAGUUUACCAUGUCAUAUCAUGGGUUUCCUGGCCAUGUUUUCUACAGAGGUCUCUGUCUUGUUGUUGACAUAUCUGACUUUGGAAAAAUAUUUAGUAAUUGUCUUUCCCUUCAGUAAUAUCCGACCAGGAAAGCAUCAGAGAAUAAUAAUCCUUGUAUCCAUAUGGUUUAUUGGAUUUGUAAUAGCAAUAAUCUCAUUUUGGGAUGAGGAUUUUUUUGGAAAUUAUUAUGGAAAAAAUGGAGUUUGUUUCCCACUUUAUUCUGAUCAAACAGAAGAAAUUAGAGGCAAGGGGUAUUCUCUUGGGAUUUUUCUUGGUGUGAACCUACUAGCAUUCAUCAUAAUAGUGUUUUCAUAUGUCAGUAUGUUUUACUCCAUUCAAAAAACUGCCCUUCAGACAUCAGAAGUAAGAAGCAACAUUCACAUGGAUGCUUCUAUGUACUUCAUACCAAAAGAAAAUGCUGAUUAUCUUCUAAAGUUCUUUAUUUCAUUGUGAUUUUUUCUAGGCACUGUCACUUUCUGGAUAGUGAUAUUUAUUCUGCCAAUAAACAGUGCCUUAAACCCAAUUCUCUACACUCUCACCACCACUUUCUUUAAGGAGAAGUUAAAGCAGUUACUGCAGAAACAUCGAAGGAGGUCGGUUUUCAAAAAUGACAGAAAAAGCUUGGCUACUUCAAUAGUAUGGACAGAUGAUUCCUUAAUUCAUGCCUCCUCUCUUAGACUUGGAUUUUUAAACAAAUAA
This is a messenger RNA of Chrysemys picta bellii (western painted turtle), 1979 nucleotides long. The record is from RefSeq and is a predicted model, not a curated record. Lineage: Eukaryota; Metazoa; Chordata; Testudines; Emydidae.